CACUUCCUAGUGUUCUCCACAAGCCAUAGCAAAGAUGUUUUCAGGAGUAACAGGUCUGAUUAACAGGGGCCAGAAACUGAAGGGCACAUUAGUGUUGAUGCAUAAGAAUGCCAUUGACAUCAAUGCCCUUACCUCAGCUCAGAGUGCCUCCGGUAUCUUCGGUGGUGCCAUCAGUAUUGUGGGAGGUGCCGUUGGCACCACUGUUGACACCCUCACUUCCUUCUUGGGAAGAUCAGUGGCUCUCAAGUUGAUCAGUGCCACCUCCGCUGAUGCGGGUGGAAAGGGAAAGGUGGGAAAGCAAACAUUUUUGGAAGGUCUUGUUACUUCCCUUCCAACCUUGCGAGAUGGGCAAUCUGCAUUUGAUAUUCACUUUGAAUGGGACAGUGACAUGGGAAUUCCUGGGGCAUUCUACAUCGAGAAUUUCAUGCAAGUUGAAUUCUUCCUUGUCAGUUUGACUCUCGAAGACGUUCCAAACCAAGGAACCAUCCACUUUGAUUGUAACUCAUGGAUUUACAAUGCAAAGUUGUACAAAACCACACGCAUUUUCUUUGCCAACAAGACAUACCUUCCAAGUCAAACACCAGCUCCACUAGUGACGUAUAGAGAGGACGAAUUGAAGACUUUGAGAGGAGAUGGAACAGGAGAGCGCAAAGAACAUGAAAGGAUCUAUGACUAUGAUGUCUACAAUGAUUUGGGUGAUCCUGACUCCAAUGCCAGAUUGGCUCGUCCAGUUCUUGGAGGAUCAACAUUGCCUUACCCUCGCAGGGGAAGAACCGGCAGAAAACCAACCAAGAAAGAUCCUAAAAGUGAGAGUCGCAGCGACACUGUUUACCUUCCGAGGGACGAAUCAUUUGGUCACUUGAAGUCAUCAGAUUUCCUUGUUUAUAUACUCAAAUCUGCAGCUCAAAAUGUGAUACCUCAGUUACAAUCUGCACUUAGACUACAAUUCAAUGACCCUGAGUUUACUAGCUUUGAUGACGUGCGUGGACUCUACGAUGGUGGAAUUAAGUUGCCUACUGAUGUACUUAGCAAGCUUAGUCCAAUUCCAUUGUUCACAGAACUCUUCCGAACUGAUGGUGAACAGGUCCUUAAGUUUCCACCGCCUAAAGUAAUUCAAGUGAAUCAGUCUGGAUGGAUGACUGAUGAAGAGUUUGCAAGAGAGAUGAUUGCUGGUGUCAAUCCACACAUUAUUAAAAGACUUCAGGAGUUUCCACCAAAGAGCAAGCUAGAUAGCCAGCUCUAUGGUGACAACACCAGUACAAUAGCCAGAGAACAGUUGGAGCCUAACUUGGGUGGGCUCACUGUAGAACAGGCUAUCCAAAACAACAGAUUGUUCAUACUAGACCACCAUGACACACUUAUUCCAUAUUUGAGGCGAAUUAACGCCACUGACACAAAGGCCUAUGCUACUAGAACCAUCAUUUUCUUGCAAGAUAAUGGAACUUUAAAGCCAUUGGCCAUUGAGCUAAGUAAACCACAUCCUCAGGGUGAUAAUUUUGGUCCUAUUAGUAAUGUCUACCUUCCUGCAGAACAAGGUGUUGAAGCUUCCAUUUGGCUACUUGCCAAGGCUUAUGUGAUUGUAAAUGACUCUUGCUAUCACCAACUUGUCAGCCAUUGGUUAAACACUCAUGCAGUUGUUGAGCCAUUUGUCAUAGCAACAAACAGGCAUCUCAGUGUGGUUCACCCUAUUCACAAGCUCCUUCUUCCACACUAUCGUGACACAAUGAACAUCAACGCACUUGCAAGGAAUGUCCUGGUCAAUGCAGAGGGUAUUAUAGAAUCAACAUUCUUGUGGGGCAACUAUGCUUUGGAAAUGUCUGCUGUUGUAUAUAAGGAUUGGGUUUUCCCUGAGCAAGCACUACCUGCUGAUCUUAUCAAGAGAGGUGUGGCUGUUGAGGAUUCAUCUUCAACUCAUGGCCUUCGUCUUUUGAUUGAGGACUAUCCUUAUGCUGCUGAUGGACUAGAGAUAUGGUCUUGUAUCAAGUCAUGGGUGCAAGAAUAUGUGUUUUUCUACUACAAGUCAGAUGCUGCUAUUGCACAAGACACUGAACUCCAAGCCUUUUGGAAAGAACUUGUGGAGGUUGGUCAUGGUGACAAGAAAAAUGAGCCAUGGUGGGUGAAGAUGCAAACUCGCGAAGAGUUGAUUGAAUCUUGCACCACUCUCAUAUGGACUGCUUCAGCCCUUCAUGCAGCUGUUAAUUUUGGACAAUACCCUUAUGGUGGCUAUAUCCUUAACCGACCAACUCUUAGCAGGAGAUUCAUGCCUGAGAUAGGAUCUCCUGAGUAUGAUGAGCUUUCUAAGAGCCCUCAGAAGGUGUUUUUGAAGACAAUUACAGGAAAGAAUGAUGCCCUUAAAGACCUUACAAUUAUAGAAGUUUUGUCAAGGCAUGCUUCUGAUGAGUUAUACCUUGGACAGAGAGAGGGUGGUGAGUUUUGGACUUCUGACUCUGAGCCAAUAGCUGCCUUCAAGAGGUUCGGACAGAGGUUGGCCGAAAUUGAGCAAAAGCUCAUCCAAAGGAACAAUGAUGAGACACUGAGGAACCGUUAUGGCCCAGUGAAGAUGCCUUACACAUUGCUUUAUCCUUCUAGUGAGGAAGGCUUGACUUGCAGAGGCAUUCCCAACAGUAUCUCCAUCUAAAGAGGGGUUUGUGCUUGAUUUGAGAUUUAAAUAAAAGAUGAGAAGGAUUGCAAUUUCUUUUACCCAUGUAUGGUUAUUUAUUGUCUAUGUUUCCAUGCUGUAAUGGUUUGCAUUAAUAAAACUUCUGUGUUUUUACUUUCUA
This is a messenger RNA of Cajanus cajan (pigeon pea), 2780 nucleotides long. Its product is annotated as linoleate 9S-lipoxygenase. Gene Ontology annotation, molecular function: protein binding; oxidoreductase activity, acting on single donors with incorporation of molecular oxygen, incorporation of two atoms of oxygen; metal ion binding. Gene Ontology annotation, biological process: lipid oxidation. The record is from RefSeq and is a predicted model, not a curated record. NCBI's taxonomy places the organism in Eukaryota, Viridiplantae, Streptophyta, Magnoliopsida, Fabales, Fabaceae.